Messenger RNA from Suillus fuscotomentosus, 410 nucleotides. RefSeq lists its product as uncharacterized. Gene Ontology annotation, biological process: protein phosphorylation. The transcript is spliced from 2 exons. Gene Ontology annotation, molecular function: protein serine/threonine kinase activity; ATP binding. Bases 1 to 330 code for a protein of 109 amino acids. The record is from RefSeq and is a predicted model, not a curated record. NCBI's taxonomy places the organism in Eukaryota, Fungi, Basidiomycota, Agaricomycetes, Boletales, Suillaceae.
AUGUACUCAGGUUUCGACUGUCUUAAAAUUCCAGGGAGCUUCAAGCUAUUGACUGACCCCCAAAUCUUGACGCAUCCCACUGUGAGCCCAGGCGUCGAUAUCUUUGGAGAUGGCAACAUGGAGGUUGCUGUUAGCGAGUUUGAAAAGCAGCAUAUAUGCAGUUAUUAUUGCGAAUGGCCAGGUUUUGGCCUACAUUCUUUCGCAAAGCAGGCAGAUGGUAGCGUAGAUGACACUGCCAAGUCUGCCAAGUCUGCCGCCGAUGGUAGCGUAGAUGAUGGCGCUGAGCCUGCUGCCGAUGGUAGCGGCAGGGAUGAUGCUGAUGUCUCUUGAGUAAUAUUCAGUUUGCUGUAUCGUAUCUUUGGUUGGCCAGGCUGUGCUUGUAUGUUAUUUCGAUGUUCUCGAUAUUUGAU